Rotaria sp. Silwood1 is the source of this 1638-nucleotide messenger RNA. Lineage: Eukaryota; Metazoa; Rotifera; Eurotatoria; Philodinida; Philodinidae. The record is from the annotation of a GenBank genome assembly.
AUGCAAAGUACUCGUCUGUUAAUUACCGCACAACGUUGUUCAUCAACAUCUAGAAUUAAUCAUUUAUUGAGACGAUGUCUCACUAUUUCUAAUUCAACAAGUAAAAUAAACCUCAACAACUCAUCUCUAUUUCUAGUCGAUUCAAACCUUUCAUCAUGUAGCACUAGUGGUCGAUUAUUAUCACUAUCAACAAGUAACAUUAUCCAUAUUCGACAAAAUCUACCUGUUCGAUAUGCUUCAUCCAGUAGUUUACCAUCUCAUAAAAGAAUUACUCUUCCAGCAUUAUCACCAACUAUGGAAACCGGUACAAUACGAUCAUGGUCUAAAAAAGAAGGAGAAAAAGUUGCUGAAGGUGAUGUAUUGGCUGAAAUUGAAACAGAUAAAGCAACAUUAGGAUUUGAAUCAAGCGAUGAUGGAUAUCUAGCAAAAAUUUUUAUACCUGCUGGAAGCAAAGAUGUAUCUGUUGGAAAACUUUGUGCUAUUAUUGUUGAAAAAGAAGAAGAUAUAGCUGCAUUCAAGAAUUAUAAAGAUGAUAGUAGUGAAUCGUCAGUUAAAAAGAAAUCAUCAGAUGAAAAAGCUACUAUAUCUGAAAAAACUGCAAUGAAAGAAAAUGUACUUACGAAAAAAGAUGACUCAACAAGUCAAAAAGAACAAAAAACAACAUCAACUCGUAGUUCAAGUGAUGAUGAUCGAAUUGUGGCAUCACCUUUUGCUCGAAAAAUUGCUCAAGAAAAAGGCAUAGAUCUAGAUUCAAUUCAAGGUAGUGGUCCUAAUGGUCGAAUUAUAGCUGAAGAUGUUGAAAAAUUUAUAAAAGAAGGCGGUGUCAAAACUAAACUAGACGCUAAAAAAGUCAAAGAUGCUCAAACAACUCCAUCUAAAGCAGCUAAAAAAGAUAAAGAAACAGCAAUAGGUACAGGCGGUUAUGAUGAACAACAAAUAUCAGAAUUACAAGCAGAAAAUGCCCGUCGUGUAACUGAAUCAAAGACUACAAUACCACAUUAUUAUUUAACUAUUGACAUUCAAUUAGAUGAAAUACUCAAAUUACGUCAAAAAUUUAAUGAUAUAUUAACACCUAAAUCAAAGGAUUCAAAAGAAAAAAUACGUGGUAUUUCAGUAAAUGAUUUUAUUAUAAAAGCAGCUGCACUUGCAUGCAAGAAACGACCUGAAACCAAUAGUGUUUGGAUGGAUAAAUCUAUCAGACAAUAUGAAACAGUUGACAUCAAUGUUGCAAUCGCUACUGAAGCUGGUCUUCUUAUGACGCCUAUUAUUUAUUAUGCAGAUCAAAAGGGUCUUUCUACCAUCAAUAAAGAAAUAUCCCAAUUGAGCGAGAAAGCAAACAAUGGAAAAUUGAAUGACAAUGAACUUGAAAUGGGAACAUUUACAAUAUCUAAUUUGGGAAUGUAUGGUAUAACAAAUUUUAGUGCUAUAAUCUAUCCUCAACAAUCAGCUAUUUUAGCUGUUGGUGGCGUUGAAACAAAAAUUGUACCUGCAGCAGAUUCUCCAAAGGGUUUCCGUCAAUCAACUAAUGUCAAUGUAACAUUAGCAUGUGAUCAUCGUGUCAUUGAUGGUGCCAUUGGUGCCCAAUGGUUACAAGAAUUUAAACAAUUUCUUGAAAAUCCUGGAUCAAUGAUUUUAUAA